GCACUGCCAACGAUCUUCAACUCCUACCCAUCCGAUGACCGCAAAUCGGUUCUGCAGGUCUCGAGAAUUGGUGCAGUCAUCGUUCUGUCAUCAUACGUCGCAUACCUCAUAUUCCAGCUGCUGACGCACGAGAAAACCCUGGGUGGAGAGGAAGAGGCUCUGAGUCCGGGACUCGAAGAGGGCGAAGACGAAGAGGAAGACGAUGAGGAUGAUGCAGGCCCCGGGCUUUCCGCGUCUUGCGCAACAGGCUUGAUGGCUGUGUCGACGCUGGCCGUGGCCGUCAACUCCGAAUUUCUCGUGGAUGUCAUCGAGUCAGUGGUGCGGUCAAACGGCCUCCCCGAGAGCUUCAUUGGAGUUGUCCUUCUGCCGAUCGCUGGCAACGCUUGCGAACAUGCAAGCGCCAUCCGAUUUGCCAUGCAGGACUGGGCUACCACUUGCGAUGUCCCGGAACAUCCUGCUGUGUCGGGGAUAUGCCUUAGAGCCAUGGCCAUCACCGUGACGGUGUGCAUUCUGAGCGGCGGCCGGGCGAGCGUGUCUCUGCCCCGACACGCGUUGAUCUCCGCCUUGCGUCGUGCAGCACAGUCUGCUUUGGGGCGUGGCAUCCGUGCUCUAGUGACUUCGACAGGAGAAGUCCUGCAGGCCUUCAGAAGUUUGGCAGAAGAAGGAAUCGAAGACGGUGACGUUGUUUCCGCCAUCGUCCGAGAGGUUGAGGUCUUUGCCCACAAGCUCGGGAGGUCUUUUGCUGCCAUCGGCACAGAUGGCAGGGUGACGACGUGGGGCCAUGGCUCCAAUGGCGGUGACAGCUUGUCUGUGAAAGAAAAGCUUCAGGACGUCCAGGACGUUAAGGCCACAGUUGGUGCUUUUGCUGCCAUCUGUGGCGAUGGCAAGGUCGUGACAUGGGGCAAUCCCGACUGCGGUGGGGACAGCACAGCCGUAGAAGCCAUGCUUGAGGAUGUUUGCUCCGUGCAGGCGACAUACAAAGCAUUCGCAGCUCUUCGGCGUGAUGGAUCCGUGAUUGCUUGGGGUAGCGGAGCAUAUGGCGGCGAUACGGAAGAUAUCAACUUCCAACUCCAAGAUGUGCGAUGCGUGUAUUCUACCACUGGUGCUUUCGCUGCGGUAAAGCACGAUGGGACCGUAAUCACUUGGGGUUCUCUGUCCUGUGGUGGCAACAGUGACACGGUCCGGGAGUUGCUGACAGAUGUUACGGAGAUUGUUGGAGCCUCUAGGGCUUUUGCAGCCAUCAAAGCGGAUGGAACAGUGGCAACAUGGUGUUGCAAGCUAUGGCCAGACUUCGAUGCCAUUGUGGGUGGCGACAGUGAAGCUGUGCAACACCAGCUCACGGACGUGCAGCAGGUCAUAGCAUCCACCCAUGCGUUUGCGGCGAUCCGAUCGGCUGGAGACGUGGUAACAUGGGGGGCUUCCAGCUGUGGUGGCAACUGCGAAGCUGUCCGCGAACAGCUGGCAGAUGUGAAAGCAAUCCAUGCAAAUGCUUUUGCCUUCGCAGCAUUGAGAGCUGAUGGGACUGUUGUGACCUGGGGCGACAAUGCAUACGGAGGCGACAGUCGGGCUGUCCACAGUCAGCUGCAUGGAGUCCAACAUAUUGUAGCCACAGGCGGAGCUUUCGCUGCUCUGAGAAGGGAUAGGACAGUUGUGACUUGGGGGAGCGCAGAGCACGGGGGUGACAGCUCUGCUGCCGCUGACCUUCUGGUCAACGUGCAGCAGCUUUGCCCUUCACUGCGAGCGUUUGCCGCUCUCAAAGGUGACGGAAGUGUCGUGACAUGGGGUAGCGCAGAGUAUGGCGGAGACAGCUGUGCAGUACAGGAGCAGUUGCACGACAUUCAUCGUUUAGAUGCCUCGAUGCGCGCCUUCGCUGCUGCGAGAGUAGAUGGCUCCUUUGUAUGGUGGGGCAAUCUGGCGUUUGGAGGCACCACCAACUUCAUGGAGCAUGGCUAUUACUGA
Symbiodinium necroappetens is the source of this 1959-nucleotide messenger RNA. The record is from the annotation of a GenBank genome assembly. Lineage: Eukaryota; Dinophyceae; Suessiales; Symbiodiniaceae.